UGGUCCUCGAUGCUCACCCGCCACUAGAUUACUAUCUCCAGUCGGUCUCGGUCAUCGAUCAUGCCCGCAUGGGCACCCGUCGACCCGUACCGCAUCGCAUCGCGUGAGCCAUGGGCCAACAGAAAACCUCCCUUUGGUGUCGCUGUCGCUGUCAUUAUCCCAUAGAAGUCAUCCGUAGCCACUCGUUAGCUGUGUAGUCGGAGAGAAUCCUACAUCUUGAUGCCUUGCAAUAGCUUAAUUAUUCUUCAUGCCUCGAUGGUUCGCACGGUGCUGCCUUGAUAGUUUGACAUAAUGAGCACCCACCGUGUGGAUUCUGCUUCUUCUUCCCGUAGUAUCUAGCCUGGUGCCUCAUACUCCAUCCCGUUCCAUUCUGUUCCCUUCUCGGUAUCGUCGUCGCAAAAAGUGGCUUGACCCCAACAAGUGGCACAGCAGACCCCCAACCGCCAUAGACGCCAGCCCUUUGUCCUGGUUCUUGCCCGUUAUCACACUCACACCCCGUCCUUCAAAGGCACCAGCCACACCUCCUACGACUCUCCACACUUCCUACACUUCCUACAGCCCUCCAGUAUAUAUAUAUUCAACCCGGCCACUCAUGUCCAUACAUUUACUCUCACCGCAUAUCACGGACCAUUACACAUACAGAUUGUUCACAUUAUCACCUCUCACCCGGCCACAGACCUACCCAGAACCCACUACAAAUUCAGAAACUUGCCAUCUUUUCUCCACCUAUGUCGUCUAUAUGUUUCUCAAAGCAAGCUUAAGGACAGGAGCUCGAUCACUGGGAUUUGGUGACUGAGACACGAUAUCACAUCUCACAAAAAGACAGCAAAAGUCAGCAACACACUUCACCAGCAACACACAAACCCACGCGCAUUUCACAGUUCCAGGAUGUGCGUCACAGAGAUCUUUGUUGAUUCCUAUCCUGACGGCGCAGAAGUGGAGUUUCACCGGGUGAAGCUCUGCCAGCAUGGGUAUCCAGAAGAUCCAUGUGACCUGCACGUCGUGAAGGAGCAACCCAUCCGAUUCAUACAGUACGGCGAGCCGACCUCCGAGUUUAUCAUAUCCCAGAUCAGGAGCCCACCGCGCUCGUCUGCGCCCCCGAACAUGGUCGAAGUCAUCGAGGAGGUAACAACGCCCAGAGCCAAACAGAAGAGGAGGCCCCUGUCCAACCUGGUCAUGGGAGCCUUGUUUCCCAGCACGACGAGGAGAAGGAGAAGGAGCUCCAGAUCCAAGUCAAGGGAGCGGGUGGUCAUCAUUAACGCACCGCCUUCGCCGACCCGACCUCGCACACCUCCACCAACCGCAUCGCCCAUAUACUACGACCCGAGAGUCUUCAUGCCACCCAUGUCGCCACGGUAUGAGAGCAACGAAGAGGCUUAUAUCGUUGAAGUAUCACCAUCCCGGGGCCGCCAGAGGCCAAUCAUCCACGAAACAUCACGUCGUCCACGUUCGGCAUCGAUAGAAUUCCGAUACACCUCCCCCAGUCGACAACGUUCUCCCUCCCAGCGCCGAAAAGACGAACGGCGACGCCGGCAGCGCCAGGAAGAGCGUGAGCGCCAAGAGCUGCGGGAGUUGCGGGACCGACGGGAGGCAAGGCUGGUGGCGGAAAUUAAGGAAGAACGUGAACGCCGGCUCCGCGAGGAGUUCUUGAUGCUCCAAGACGCCGAGAUCAAUGCCCGCCCAGUCCGCCUCCCAAGUCCAGCACCCAGACUACGGUCGAUCCUGAGGCCUGUCGUUGAUCAAAGUCGGAGGUGGACAAAUGUCAUCGAUGACUUGGGCUUAAGCAUUCGAGGCGAACGGGUGAUUGCCGAGGCGAUAGCCGAUCGAGAAAGAGCUGAAUCGCGUGAGAGGCUGCUCAGGGAAAGGCUUGAGGCGGAAGAGGCAGAGGAGGCGCAGAAAGAGAGGUUGAAGAGGCGGUUCACAGUGAGCGAGGGCUCUGGGCCAAGAGGCAGAAGGCAUCGUGUUGUAUAUGAUGAUGGAACCUAUAGAUGGGCGGACUGAAGGGAUUUGGGCCAAGAGGCAGAAGGGAUCGUGUUGUAUAUGACGGUGGAACCUAUAGAUGGGGCGGAUUGACUGUAUUAUUAGAACUGGGAAAAUCAUAUAGACUUCAGAAUUGGAAAUACUCAC
Messenger RNA from Pseudogymnoascus verrucosus, 2127 nucleotides. RefSeq lists its product as uncharacterized. Lineage: Eukaryota; Fungi; Ascomycota; Leotiomycetes; Thelebolales; Thelebolaceae. Bases 889 to 2001 code for a protein of 370 amino acids. The transcript is spliced from 2 exons. The record is from RefSeq and is a predicted model, not a curated record.